AUGUUCUCGGCCCUGAAGAAGCUGGUGGGCUCGGAGGCGGGCCAGGCCCGGGAGAAGCCCAUCCCGGCCGGGCUGCAGUCGAUGAACCAGGCGCUGCAGCGGCGCUUCGCCAAAGGCGUCCAGUAUAACAUGAAGAUCGUCAUCCGGGGCGACCGCAACACGGGCAAGACCACCCUGUGGCACCGCCUGCAGGGGAAGAAGUUCCUGGACGCCUACGUCCCCACGCAGGAAAUCCAGGUCACCAGCAUCCACUGGAACUACAAGACGACCGACGACAUCGUCAAAGUCGAAGUGUGGGACGUGGUCGACAAAGGUGUGGCAGGCAAGUGCAAGAGGCGAGGCGACGGGCUGAAGCUGGAGAACGACCCCUCCCAGGAGGCCGAGGCGGCCCUGGCCCUGGACGCCGAGUUCCUGGACGUCUACAAGAACUGCAACGGCGUGGUCAUGAUGUUUGACAUCACCAAGCAGUGGACCUUCAACUACGUCCUGCGCGAGCUGCCCAAGGUGCCCAACCACGUCCCCGUCUGCGUCCUGGGCAACCACCGGGACAUGGGCCAGCACCGGGUCAUCCUGCCCGACGACGUGCGCGACCUGAUCCGCAGGAUCGACAGGCCGCCCGGCGCCUCCUACGUCCGCUACGCCGAGUCCUCCAUGAAGAACAGCUUCGGCCUCAAGUACCUCCACAAGUUCUUCAACAUCCCCUUCUUGCAGCUGCAGAGAGAGACGCUCCUUCGUCAGCUGGAAACGAACCAAUUAGACAUCGACGCCACACUAGAGGAGCUGUCGGUCCAGCAGGAGACGGAGGACCAGAACUAUGAGAUAUUCCUGGAAGCCCUGGAGUCCCGCAGCCGGGGGGCCGCGCCCCCCGAGACCCCGUCGCCGGGUCCCCCCUCGCCGCCCGGCAACGCCCCGGAGGGGGGGUCCGGCCCGGCCACCCCCAACCCCGCCGAGACCCCCGGCGCCGAAAGCCCCGCCCCCCAAGCGGCCCCCCAAGCGGCCCCCCGGCGCAGCUUCAUCGCCAGGAUCUUCGGGGCGGCGGCGGACCCCCCGACGGUCGAGGACUUUGCCCCGGACGACCGGCUGGAGGGGCGAUUCCUGGACGACCCCACGGCGCCCCCCGCUGGACCCCCAGAAAACAGCAGCCAGGAAGGUGAGGCGCGCGGGAGACUCGAACCCGGGGCGCCGGAGGAGCGGGCGCCGGAAGAGGAGGAGGAGGACAAUAUGGCCGCCUUCGCCAUCCUGGGGGACGAAGACGUCGCGCCGGAGCCGGAGGGGAAGAGCGGCCCCCCCUCCCCGUCUCUGAGGUCGGACCCGGCCCGGCCCCCGGCGGAACCUUCCGGAACGCGGCCCCUCCCGGCCCCCCGGCCCCCGGCGCCCGGCGAGGAGUCGGAGAGCGACCCCGAGGGGCCGGUGGCGGCGCAGAUGCUCUCCUUUGUCAUGGACGACCCCGAGUUCGAGAGCGACGCCUCGGCCGACGCCAGGGGGGACCGCUUCCCCGCCCUCUCGGACCUAUCGGACGCCUCGGACCCCGGCCCGGCCCCGCCCCCGCCGGCCCCUGGCCCCGCCUUCCGGCCGAAGAACCAGGCGGAUCUCUUUGGGCUGGGAUUGGAGGAGCCGGCCAGGCGGAAGGAGAGCAGCGAGGAAGAUCCGGAGAAGCCGCCUUCUUCCAAGGAGAAGAAGAAGAAGAAGAAGCGGAGCGGCAAAGAGGAAGAGAAGAAGAAGAAGACCCGCCCCAAGAAGCCCAAGGAGGAAGCGGAGGGCGCCGGGCGCAGGAAGGGGCGGGCCAAAGCCAAGGCCAGCCCCUUUGACGAGCUGGAGGCCUUCCUGGGGGCGGGGCCGGCCCCAGGGGGCGGGGACUACGAGGAGCUCUAGCCCCGCCCAUUCCCGGCGGGAGGCCCCUCCCCUUCCUGGAAACGAGUCCCGCCCCCCGUUUCGGACGGACGCUGCUGCUUUGGACGGACAGAUCGGCCUGGGGGCGGGACUUCCUGCGGUGCAUGCGACCCCGCCUUUUUGCUGUGACCCCGCCCACCG
Podarcis raffonei (Aeolian wall lizard) is the source of this 2031-nucleotide messenger RNA. RefSeq names its product RAB, member RAS oncogene family like 6 (gene RABL6). The transcript is spliced from 15 exons. Bases 1 to 1872 code for a protein of 623 amino acids. The record is from RefSeq and is a predicted model, not a curated record. Gene Ontology annotation, molecular function: GTP binding; GTPase activity. Gene Ontology annotation, cellular component: nucleus; cytosol. Lineage: Eukaryota; Metazoa; Chordata; Lepidosauria; Squamata; Lacertidae.